CACUCCUCCCUCAGCAUCUCAAAAGGCUACUGAGUGAGAAUCGAUGGCGCAGAGGCCCGCCUGACAGGACAAUAAAAACCCACAAAGAAGCGAAGAGAGUGAUGUACCUGUUAUGGGAGUUCAGCGCAGGGUGUCUGGCCUCCCAGGCCCUGUUUCACUCCCUGAUGUGUGGCCUUUGAGAUGUCCACCAUCCCUCGAUCCUCCCGCUCUUAAUGGAGCCCCCAUUUUCUGAGUUGAAAUGGAGGAUGAAGAUGGCACAUGUUUACUUGAUGUGUUGUGUGACCCGCAAGCCCUGAAUGACUUUCUUCAUGGGACAAAAGAGCUGCUAAGUGGAGACCUGCUCAUUAAUCCUUCCUCUGGGGAGCCGUCCCUGUUCACAGACACGCCGAGCCCUGUCUCUUUGUUGGCAGACGAUGCUGGCUCUCAUGACACGCCUAUAUCAGGCUGUGUGGAUCUCUCCUUCCUGGAUGAGGCCUUACUGGCCUCACCAUCAGGAGGAGAAGAUUCUGAUGAGGUAUGCGAACCUCCACAAGUUGAGGCAGAAGUGCCACAACAACAGGAAGAGGAGGAGGAGACAUGUGACAUCCUACAGCAGAGUCUCCAGGAGGCUGACAUCACUGAACACACACUGGCUUUAGAGGCAGGUCUUGCCCAGUCUAGUGACGCACUCUCUCUCUACCCAUCUGGUAUACCCCCACCUUCGCCUCCAUAUAUGUCUAAGCCACUGAACAUGUCUGGGAUCACAACAUUACCCAGGGACACACAAGUUGCAGUGGAGCCUCCUCAACCAUCCCUGUUGGCUGUGGGCCCAGGUUGCCCCUCACUCAAGCCCGUACCACCCCAGUUAAUGGGACUACUACCUGGGAAUGUCUUUCCUGCACCUCCCACAUCUGACACAGCCUUCUGCCUGAGUCGUGCACAGGGUUCAAACAUGAUCAUUCACAAAACCCUACCAGGCCUUACACUGAGCCCUGCUGUUAGGACAGCAGCACCGCCAGAGAUUAUAUUGCAAAGGACCCGUCUGCCCAUACAACCCAAGCUGCCAGUCAACAUCCAGCCUAGACUGGUACAGAUAAGCCCAAAACCAUCAGAGCAGAAAUCAUCUCCAGGACUUAGUUUCAUUCCUUCUGCUGGAUCACAAAAUAUCUUGUUGUCCUCUCCGGUAGGCCCCAGGCAGCCUCUGCCAUCACAGUCUACCACACUGAACAAACCUGUGAGUUUGCAGCUAGUCAACCAGGGAGGCUCAAUUGUUUUUCAGCCACAGAGUCUUUUUCAGGGCCAGAGCCACUUUAUAUUACCUAGUCAAGGUUCUGUAAACCAGUCUGCAAGUGUCUCUAGGCCGCUACUCAGCACGCCAAACAAUCAAAUGCCAAGCGCAGCCCCUUUGGCAGGACAACUUGUUGAUGGCUCACAGAUUGUAACAGUACGCCCCAGGCAACUAAAUUUUAGCCCUGUGUUUACCACUCCGACUGGACAGCUCACACUCAGGCAGGGAGCUCUCCUGUCCGGACCCCUGCAGCUUCAGUCAGCACCUCCUACCGUCUUCCAGAUGCCGGCGCAGCUAGCGGGGACCUACUCUGCUCAUGCACAGGGGCAACAUAGUGGUGUUGUCCACACUCCUGCCUUAGGAAAGCAGAUCACUUUGAUCAACACUCCUGGUGUGCUUGCUCCUGAUAUGACCGCCAUAUCAAUAGUGAACGGACCAUCCGUAGUGCAAAGCUUGCCCUUUGUGUCACAGACACAGAGAUCUCUGGCAGGGCCCCCAGAGGAGCAGCUAAGUCUUCCACAGACCCCAAUGCUUCUACUGCCUGAGAGAACUGCAGGAGAUAAAAAUGCAACUAAUGAACAAAUACAGAAUACCUUACAACAAGACACCCUGUCUCCUCCAGUUUCAGUGCAAGCUGACGUUGCCAAAAUGCACACGCAGCCUUCCCCAGUCAUUACACUUUCGCAGGCACCACCAGAGAGCAACAAUUCCCCUGAGCCUGUCACAUUAUUGUCCAAACACAUAAUUACGCACCCAGAGAAGCAGCAAGCUGUUGAAAGAGCCCACAGAUCACCAAACCAAACAUUCGCGCACCAUAGCCUACAGGAAGCACUUAAUCCUUCAGCCUCUGCUGAGUCCCUGGACAGUCACAUCUCUCCUGCCACUAGUGAGACAGAGUCCUCAUCCAUGGUCCUUGCUGUGUGUGCCCCAUCUGAGGUUCUCUCUGUGCUAUCCGAGUGUGGAGGAAUCCCCACUCCAGUGCAUUCUGGGUCAGAGCAUGGUGACAUGUUAAUCUCACCACCCAUAACCCAGUGUUCGGGAAGUACUCCUUCGACCAUGUUUCCGACACCCCCACUUUCAGACAGACAACCCUCCUCUGCAUUUGUGGUUCUCAGUGCCAAAAUGCAGGGGCAGGAGGAAUCCAUGCUGUGCAUGAGUCCUUCUUCAACUCCGGAAAAGAUGUGUGUUUCUGAGCAACAGAAUUUAACCAUCCCUGUAUCUGCUAGCCUCAAUGGAGUCCUGGAGCCUGGCCUUAAUGAAGCGCGGGAGCACAUGCAACAAAGCAAACUCAGAGUUCCUGGUGUAGUGGAUGAUGAAGACAUAGCCUCGAUGGACCUGCAGGAGAGUUUCGAAGGCUUGUCAUCCAUGGACACACAGAGCCACACUGCUCUUCAGGUGCCCUGUGUCAGUGUCAAGGCAAGAGAAAGACUCACUCCAGCAAUGCGUCAGCAGAGGAUGAAGCAGCAGUUUUGUUCAGACUAUGACACUGUUCAUAAUCCAAAUACUCGAACUCGGUUCACGUCGCUAGAGGAUGCUGUGAGACACCUGUUGCCCUACCAUACCUGUUCCAGAGCCUUACCCAGCCAAGCUGAUCUUCUUACAGUGGAUAAGCAGUUUGAGAAUGUAUCAGGGCUGCUGCUAAAAUGUACAACAGACAUGCUUAACAAAUACAGGCAGCUCCUUCUGGCAGAGUCUCAGCAAGAAAGUCCUUCUGCCGAGAUGGUGAUGCUAGAACGCUUGUUCCUGCAGUCUGAGCGCCUCUUACUUGGGGAGGAGAGACGUAGAGCAAGAGGCGAUCCAGAGUCCUUCCUGAUGUCCUUGCGUAAAGCAUCAUGGCACCGAGGCAUGCCGCCUCCGCGCCAUUCUGAUGCCUCGGCAAGUCCCCCGUCACCCCCUGCGUGGUCUUUACACUCAGACAGACCCCCAGGUCUUAAAACGUACUGCUCCAGGAGCAGGGGAGCUCUGCGCCUUACCAUCAAGCACGAGUCAGGGUCGCGCAAAGUCAUUCAUAACUCCGCCUGUGACGGGCCACACGCCCCCACCGGACAUAAACGCACCUUAGACAGGCAGCUAACCAACAGAGAUGGGAACGAACAGGAGCGGCAGGAGAAAUCACUCAGCCCUGCAGAGACAAACUCGGGGCGGAAACAAGCAGCGGAUGGUGUGGACAUGAACAGGACAGCCUGCAAUUCCAUCACAAUAUCAGAGCACAAAUCUGAAAGAACGGAGGGAUCAUUUCCAGACGUUCACCCCCCAGAGUUCAAAAAGAGCAAGCUGGAUGUUGCAGACGGUUUGGGGGACGAGGGUGGUCUAAGCGAGCACCUGCAGAGUGCUAUAGACAGCAUCCUGGAGCUCCAGCGGCUUCAGGGACCUGCAGCUCGUCUCAAACCCAAACUGCAGCCCUGUGCGUUGGAGCAGAACAUCAGCUGUGUGCUGGAGGGAGAAAUGUAACACACCGAACAAGACGAGGAAAAACAAGUGCCGCUUCCAUCCUCCAGCUGAGUAUAACCAACACUGUCUGUCUGACAUCCAUAACAGACACUAAAUUCUUAAUUUGUUCAUUCCCACUUUACCUGGGGCUCUGUAUUAGUAAAAGAAAGGACCUGGUGUGAAGAUGAUCAAUUUUAUAAAGGAGUAGAAUGAGAGACCUGGUACAAAUAAAUCAAGUGGAGCACCUAUUUUUUUUUUCUUUUCUUUUCCCCCUAAGAUGCUCCACGGUAAUUUUUAUAAUGUUGGGUUUAGUGUUAAGUAAGGAAGCUUCCAAUGUGCUUGAUUUGUGCCAACAUUGACAACGUUGUCAGUCGCAUUUGCCGAGUGCCUGUGUGUAUUGUCGUCCUUUUUGAAUGUAUGUCUGUGUGAUAAUUGCGAUAAUUUAUGUGUGAAGGGGAAGAGUUUGCUUGGUUCUAUAGAUAUAAUACAGUUUAAGAAAGUUUGUACAUUACAAGUUUAUAGUAUAUGGAUCCUGACAUCCAUUUCAGCUUGUUUAUCCCCAAAGAACACACACACACUUCAUUCUGAAAAUCACCAGCAAAACCUAUUACUGCAUUUAAGAGAUUCUUUUCUUUAAAACAAAUGGUCUCCACUUCAUAUUUGCAUAAGUUAUCGAAAGUAAGAUGUUCUUCAGUUAAAAAUUAGCAGGUGUUACUUUUGUCUGCAGUAAACUGUGAUGCAUCUUAUCGGUUAUCAAGGAGACAAA
Messenger RNA from Clarias gariepinus (North African catfish), 4463 nucleotides. RefSeq names its product BRD4-interacting chromatin-remodeling complex-associated protein. The transcript has 14 exons. The record is from RefSeq and is a predicted model, not a curated record. Gene Ontology annotation, cellular component: SWI/SNF complex. NCBI's taxonomy places the organism in Eukaryota, Metazoa, Chordata, Actinopteri, Siluriformes, Clariidae. Gene Ontology annotation, biological process: positive regulation of DNA-templated transcription. The coding region runs from base 239 to 3718 and encodes 1159 amino acids.